Molecule: messenger RNA, 2871 nt
Organism: Penicillium waksmanii
Lineage: Eukaryota; Fungi; Ascomycota; Eurotiomycetes; Eurotiales; Aspergillaceae
Exons: 3
Coding region: 1-2871 (956 amino acids)
Biological process (GO): protein folding in endoplasmic reticulum
Cellular component (GO): EMC complex
Molecular function (GO): protein binding
Source: RefSeq, a predicted model, not a curated record
AUGCGACUUCAGGCGGCGCUUCUGGCCGCUGCGUGCGUAUCGCCCGCGGCAGCCAUAUUUUCCGACGAGGUCAAUCACAUUGACUUCCACCACGCCCUCCUCGGUGCCCCAUCCCCCGAUUCGACCUUCUUCCUCAAGCCCUCUUCCGCCUCUAACGCAUCACUCCUCUACACUUUGUCCGACAAGUCGAUCCUGGGCGCAGUCAAUCCCCGUGAUGGCGCACUGGUCUGGCGACACAACAUCUCGCGAUCGGCUUCUCCGGCUGGCGGGGCCGGUCUCUUGCGUGGCCUGGAUGGAAACAACGCCGUUGUUGGUGCAGCAGGAGACUACAUCUCGUCGUGGGGUGCCCAAGAUGGGAAAUUGAUUUGGGACCAGCAAUUUGACGGCAAUACCGUUGCUGACAUUGAGCUUCUCGAACUGGAGGAUCCCACAGCGACAUCUGACACUAGAGACACGCUUGCGCUGAUUUCUGGCAAAAGCUUCGGCUCCGUCAGACGAUUCGAUGGCGAUUCAGGAGCUGUGAAGUGGGAAUAUAUCGAUGAAAGCGGAGAUAUUCCAUUCCAGGUCUCGUCUUCUCCCACUGAGGUUUUCUACAUUUCGCUCCAAUCGGGUAUUCUGAAGAGUUCAAAGAUCAAGGUUACUGCACUCGACCCCGUCACUGGCCGCCAAACUAGCCAACAGGUCUUGAACACUGAAGGUGAUAUCACGGGCCCCGAAUCUGUCCUUUUCGUUGGGGCCAACACUGCGUCCCCAUUGAUUGUCUGGACCGAUAAGGCGCACAAGACCCUCAAAAUCAAUGUUAUUGGGUCAAAGCAAAUCAGCUCCCUCGCCAUUGCUAAUACCUCCGGUGAGGAGAUACGCCAAAUUACGGUCCAUGCUCCUCACAAGCUGAACUCCCGUCCGCACUUCUUGGUUCACUAUAAGACUGGAUCCGGGGCAUGGGCAGAGGUCUACCACGUGGAUUUGAAGUCGGCAGCUGUAACCAAGGCUUAUCAGCUGCCUUACCUACAGGGUCAGUCUGUGAUCGCCACUAGCAGUAUCGAUGCCAACGUUUACUUCACCCGCGUCACCAACUCGGAGGUUGUUGUGGUCUCUUCCGCCUCUCAUGGUAUCAUCGGGCGUUGGGAUGUGGAUGCCUCAUCUGCCGAUUAUGCUCAGGCUGCAGUAGCCGAAGUGGUCGCAAAGGGCAAAUCUGUGGCUGUUCGAGCUGUCGUUCUGCGGGGUUCUGGAGAUUGGCAAUUGAUUCGAAAUGGCCAGAUCGAGUGGACUCGCCCCGAGGCCUUGAUCGAAGCUGUUGCUGCCAUCUGGGUUGAGGCUGAAGAGAAGGAAGACCUCGCUCAUGAGCUGGAGGUUGAGGGACAUGAUAGCAUUCAUGGCGCAUACAUUCACCGUGUCAAGCGUCAUAUGCGUGACCUCCAGCACCUGCCAGAUUGGCUCAAGGAGCUGCCGCAGCGUAUCGUCAGUAGUGUGUUGUCUGAUGAAGUCACCAACUUGGAUAGCUUCGGAGUCGCCAAGCCUGUCGUCGUGGCCACCCGCAGCGGACGAGUUUAUUCUCUUGAUACUGGCCGACAAGGCUCGGUGAUCUGGAGUGUCCAGGCGUCGGAACAGGCAUGGGACGUCAAAGACAUUACGGCUCGUCCGGGGCAAGUUAUCAUUGAUCUCAGUGACGGUAGUCAUGUGUCAAUCAAUGCCUCGACAGGAGAAACUUUCACUCAACCCCCUCUGGAAGCAACAAAUGUUCAGUCCAUUGCCAACUUUGUGGUGUCAGAUGGAUCUUCGCUUGUUCGCCUCGGUGCUGUUGGUAUCAGAGAGGACGGCAGCCCUGUUACUCCAUUCAACGAAAUUACAGGGUUUUUGGUUACCACUAGUGUCAAUGGUAGGGUCCUUGGCUGGAUUGAGAGUGAUAACAAGACGCCUGUGUGGGAGUUUGUUCCUCCGGCGGGCCAAAGGGUCGUCAAGGCAACUGCUCGGCCCGCGCAUGACCCUGUGGCAUCGAUUGGUAAGGUUCUUGGAAACCGGUCUGUUCUGUACAAGUACCUCAGUACGAAUCUGGUACUUGUGACAGCUGUCAAUGAGAAAGAACAUGUUGCCGGUUUUUACCUUCUAGAUGGCGUCUCUGGCAAGGUCCUUCACUCAGCGACCCAGGCUGGUGUGGAUCCUACACAGCCUAUUUCGUCUGUGAUGUCUGAGAAUUGGUUCGCAUACUCAUUUUUCGGAGAUGCUAUUGGCGAAUCUUCCGCCAAGGGUUACCAGCUGGUCAUAUCUGAGCUCUACGAGUCUUCCAUUGCCAACGACCGUGGUCCCCUGGACGCGGCUGGAAACUACUCCAGUCUCCACGGCAGCGGUACCGACAGCCUUCCGCUUCCCCAUGUUGUCUCUCAAUCAUUUAUGAUCGCAGAGCCCAUCUCCCACAUGAUCGUGACCCAGACCCGCCAAGGCAUCACCACCCGCCAGCUUCUUUGCACUCUGCCAUCUUCCAACUCCAUCGUCGGAAUCCCUCGUCCUGUUCUGGACCCUCGUCGCCCCGUUGACCGAGACCCAACUUCUGCCGAGGCUGAAGAGGGACUCUUCCGCUACGCACCAUUCCUUGACUUCGAUGGAAAAUGGUACCUCACGCACGCACGUGAUGUCGCUGGUAUUAAAGAUGUACUUUCUCGUCCCACAUUACUGGAGAGCACCAGCCUAGUCCUUGCGUACGGUGGCGACAUUUUUGGAACUCGCGCUACCCCCAGCCAGGCAUUCGAUGUUUUGGGCAAGAGCUUCUCCAAAUUGCAGUUGGUCUUGACUGUAGUGGCGUUGACUGGCGGUGUCAUCUUUUUGGCCCCAGUUGCCCGGAAAAAGCAAGUUAACUUGCUCUGGAAAGCUACUUAG